Pundamilia nyererei is the source of this 1989-nucleotide messenger RNA. RefSeq names its product orthodenticle homeobox 2b (gene otx2b). Lineage: Eukaryota; Metazoa; Chordata; Actinopteri; Cichliformes; Cichlidae. Gene Ontology annotation, cellular component: nucleus. The transcript has 4 exons. Bases 446 to 1318 code for a protein of 290 amino acids. Gene Ontology annotation, molecular function: RNA polymerase II cis-regulatory region sequence-specific DNA binding; DNA-binding transcription factor activity, RNA polymerase II-specific. The record is from RefSeq and is a predicted model, not a curated record. Gene Ontology annotation, biological process: multicellular organism development; regulation of transcription by RNA polymerase II.
CAGAGACAGACCUCAGCUCAGUCCUGCGGCUCCCAUUGGCUGGCACUUUGUACAAAAUCUAACUCAAACCACUUCACUCACAACACACCAACAAAUCCUAAAGGCGUACAUGCAGCCUCCCUCCUUCACUCCGCCGCUGUCGCAACGCUUCAGAACCUCAUGUAGGCGCUCAACGCUUAACUUUUAUCUCCAGUGAAGACGGCUGCUCCUGCUCUGCUCGGGUUUGUGAUAUUCUCCUUUUAUGCGACAGGACGUCGUCGAUUUCUACUGACUUUUAUUAUUUCUCCCGGAGGACACCAAGUAGACAAAGAAUUUUCCAGUCAUCCCUGCCAAGGUGCCAGGUGUAAUACGGACCACACGGCGAACAGAGGACACCGAAUACUCCUCGGGAGCUCCAUCAAUUUUCAAAAUUUUCUCCAACUUCAGCACUCAGACAAACAUUAGCAUGAUGUCGUAUCUAAAGCAACCACCUUACACAGUUAAUGGCCUCAGCUUAACUACUUCCGGCAUGGAUCUUUUACAUCCAUCAGUGGGCUAUCCAGCCACUCCACGGAAGCAGAGGCGAGAACGGACUACUUUUACGCGCGCACAGCUCGACGUUUUGGAGGCUCUAUUUGCUAAAACUCGGUAUCCUGAUAUAUUCAUGCGCGAAGAGGUAGCGCUGAAAAUCAAUCUACCUGAAUCCCGGGUACAGGUCUGGUUUAAAAACCGGCGGGCAAAGUGUCGCCAGCAGCAGCAGCAGCAGCAGAAUGGGGGGCAGAACAAAGUGCGACCUGCCAAAAAGAAAAGUUCCCCAACCAGAGAAGUGAGCUCGGAAAGCGGGGCCAGCGGCCAGUUCACACCCCCCACCAGCACCACCACGGUCCCCGCCAUCUCUACCAGCACCGCGCCAGUGUCCAUAUGGAGUCCGGCGUCCAUUUCUCCCCUCUCAGAUCCCUUAUCUACCUCCUCCUCUUGCAUGCAGAGGUCUUAUCCUAUGACCUACACACAGGCCUCGGGCUACAGCCAGGGCUACGCCGGGUCGACGUCCUACUUCGGGGGUAUGGACUGCGGCUCUUACCUCACUCCCAUGCACCACCAGUUGUCAGGCCCGGGGUCAACUCUCAGUCCGAUGAGCACAAACGCAGUCACAAGCCAUCUGAACCAGUCCCCGGCGUCCCUCUCCACCCAGGGAUACGGGACGUCCGGCCUGGGCUUCAACUCCACAGCAGACUGCUUGGAUUAUAAGGACCAAGCGGCAUCGUGGAAGCUGAACUUCAAUGCCGAUUGCUUGGAUUAUAAGGAUCAAACGUCCUCGUGGAAAUUCCAGGUCCUGUGAACCGAGCAAUCAGCUAUCAAAAAGUGCACAAACAGUGACGAUCACACGAGACACAGCGCUGCCAUCCCUCAACAGAACACUUCAGACUGGGUAAAAACGUGAGCCUGGUACACCGAGGCAGGGCUCUCAGGGGGGCCUCUAGUUUUUGGCAUGAUGGUCUUUGGUCCUCCUAGAGGAGAAGUUAAUGUAUUUUAGCACUGGCAAAGAGAUUUCCCCUCUCCCGUUUAUUCACCGGUUGUAGCCCUUCUUUAUCUGUCAGUGCGUACCUAUGUGCGUAAAAAAACAGACAAACAAACAAAAAAACACCACCUGUUGAGGACGUCACAGAGUGGACUCAGAAAGAAAAGCACACCACAGCCACGGAAGUAAAAGAACAAAACUCAAGUUAAUAGUCCUGCUGAAGUGCUCGGGAUGGACAAACCUUCUUAAAGCUUCUUAAACAACUUUGCCGCCCUGCCGGCAGAGUGUGUGACACGAGGAUGGCGUGUGGACAUGGAUGCACUACUUUAUUUAAGAAAAAAAAGUGUUUAUAAGGAAUCAAUAUGUAGUUUCUAAGAGACAAUCAGUGUGCGUCUUAUAUAAAUGGUACAUAUGUGGUUUCUUUUUUUUUUUUAUCUGUGCUAGCCUUCGAAACUGUGAUCUGUUGUAUUGUAUGCAAUUUGUGAGCCCCC